This is a messenger RNA of Aspergillus novofumigatus IBT 16806, 1010 nucleotides long. It is a transcript of the gene pre3, whose product is annotated as proteasome core particle subunit beta 1. NCBI's taxonomy places the organism in Eukaryota, Fungi, Ascomycota, Eurotiomycetes, Eurotiales, Aspergillaceae. Gene Ontology annotation, cellular component: proteasome core complex. The transcript has 5 exons. The coding region runs from base 64 to 768 and encodes 234 amino acids. Gene Ontology annotation, molecular function: threonine-type endopeptidase activity. The record is from RefSeq and is a predicted model, not a curated record.
CUCCGACAGUGUACAUUUUGUCAAACGAGAAUUUUCCGUCAGCCUCCAGCUGCCACAGACACAAUGGUCGGCCACGGCGUCACAGGGAUGCUCGGGGAAGAUGGAAUUCACAUUGACAUGAACCACUUGAAGACCGGAGAGGUCAACCUAGGUACCUCGAUUAUGGCUAUCAACUUCAAGGAUGGUGUUAUUCUGGGAGCAGAUAGCCGGACAACUACUGGAGCUUACAUCGCCAACCGAGUCACCGACAAACUCACACAGGUUCACGAUACCAUCUGGUGCUGUCGAUCGGGAUCUGCGGCGGACACACAGGCUGUUGCGGACAUCGUCUCCUAUCAUCUCAACAUGUACGGCAUCGUGAACAAUGAGCCUCCCAGCACCCAGGUGGCCGCGGCUCUGUUCCAGGAGUUGUGCUAUGAGAACAAGGAUAUGCUAAGUGCUGGUAUCAUCAUCGCGGGAUACGACCCACGCCAUGGCGGUCAGGUGUACUCGAUACCUCUGGGCGGGUCUCUACACAAGCAGUCCUACGCCAUUGGCGGCUCGGGAUCAACUUACAUCUACGGUUAUUGCGAUGCUCACUGGAAGGAGAACAUGACGGAGGAAGAAGGCAUCAAAUUCGUGCGCAACGCCUUGCAGGAGGCGAUCAAGUGGGAUGGCAGCUCCGGAGGUGUGAUUCGAUUGGUGGUGCUGACGUCCAGGGGAUCUGAGAGACAUUUGUAUUUGCCAGACACGGAGUACACUGGACCCGGCUUAACCAACAGAUCAUGAGUGCAAUCAUAUACGGGGAUGAUUUGAUUUGAAUGAUGUUGACCACUUAAAAUGUGCUCAUCUGCAUCUAUAUCCGCUGACGCAGUACCUCUCUGGUCGCAAGGACGGGCAAUUGCCUUGUCGAGAGGCAACACCAGGAUAGAGAUAUUCUUCACAUUCAAGCAAAGUGGUGUAGCGGAGUAUGAGCCGGACAUCUGAAAGUGACGGUUUGCGGGAUUUAAAUGGACCUGAUAAUAAUAAAG